This is a messenger RNA of Alnus glutinosa, 2416 nucleotides long. Its product is annotated as disease resistance protein RPV1-like. NCBI's taxonomy places the organism in Eukaryota, Viridiplantae, Streptophyta, Magnoliopsida, Fagales, Betulaceae. The record is from RefSeq and is a predicted model, not a curated record. Bases 253 to 2160 code for a protein of 635 amino acids. The transcript is spliced from 3 exons.
AAAACAAGCAAUAUACGAAGACAGACAGUAUAAGCUUAUUUCUUUUUACAAAGUAUUAUAUAUAUAAUAUUUAAAUUUUAUCAAGACAAGAAUUAUAGUUCUAGGAAGUGUUAACAUUUGUAGAACUUUAUGUUGGGAUUUUGCUGAUACACUUAUACAUUGUCUUGUUAGGAAACAAACAAAGUUGAGGCCAUAUUGAUACAUUUGCCUAAACCAGACUUGAUACACUUAAGUCCCAAAGCCUUCAAGAAUAUGACAAGGCUCAAAAUGUUUAUUAACCGUAAUGCACACUUUUCUAAAGAGCCUAAUUUUCUCUCUAAUGAGUUAAGAUUGCUUGAUUGGCCUAAUUAUCCUAGAGAAUCUUUGCCAUCCAAUUUUUGUGGAAAAAACCUUGUCGUUUUAACAAUGCCUCGGAGUCAGCUCAAGGAAUUGGAGGGAGUUCAGAAUUUCCAAAACGUGACAAUUAUGAAUUUCAUUGGUUGUGAGUUCCUAAGAAAAAUUCCCGAUGUUUCAAGGAUCCCAAAUUUAGAGAAGUUGGAUCUUGGUGGUUGCAAAAAUUUAGUUGAGGUUCAUCAUUCUAUUGGAUUCCAUGAUAAGCUUGUUAGUUUGAAACUUGAAGGAUGCUAUAAUCUUAGGAGUUUUCCAAGAAGCCUCAAGAUGAGAUCUCUAAAAUUUCUUAACCUUUGGGGUUGCUCGAGGCUUAAGAACUUCCCUGAAAUUAAGUGUCAAAUGGAAUGUUUAAAGGAGAUCAACAUUGGAAAAACUGGUAUAGAGGAGCUACCUUCAUCUAUUGGGUACCUCGUUGGGGUUAAAGUCUUAUGUCUAAAUGGUUACACAAACCUUAUGACUCUUCCAGAUAGCAUUCAUAAGUUGAAACAUUUAGAAACACUAUUAUUUGGGGACCUAGAUUUGAUUAUACAACCAAUUCUUCAAGAGGACGAAUAUAUUAGAAUGUCAUCGGUGUCAAAAUUACUCCCAUUUCCACCUUCCUCGAAUACAAGCGAUUCUAAUAAUGGUUGUUCCUUGAUCGUAUUUCCGAAACUUCGAGUGUUGAAACAUAAAAAUUGUGCCCUCUCAAAAUUAAAUUUCUUUAGAACCUUUGAUUGGUGCACCACAUUGGCGGAAUUAGAUCUAUCAAUGAGUGAUAUUGUUACCAUUCCUCCAUAUAUCAGACAAUUUGUUAGAUUGAAGUUCCUUUCUUUGCUGGAAUGCAAGCAACUUCGAGAAAUUCUAGGAAUUCCACCAAAUUUAAUGUUAAUGAGUGCGAAGGGGUGUGUGUCAUUGGCAAUAUUUUUACAAGAAGCUAGAAGAUCUCCAUUGUUUGAUACACCAAAGGCCUUAUUCCAAGUUGGAACGAUAUUUCCAGCGUUGAGUCUUGGAAACCAUGUCCUAACAGAAUCAGAGUUCUUGAUUCAACGCGAUUGCCCUUCUAGUUUGACAUUUCUUGAUCUAUCAGGAAGCGCUAUUGUUAGCCUUCCUACAUGGUUCAGCACAUUUGUUGGAUUAAAUGAUCUUUACUUGAAGGAUUGCAAUCAACUUGAAGAAAUUCCAGAACUUCCACCAAAGAUAGUUAAGGUAUGUGCGGGUGGAUGCACGUCAUUGGAAAGAUUUGAAUUUAAUAAUAUAAAGGAUUUACCAAACCUUCGACGGAUUGACUUCUCCAAUUGCCAUGGACUGCGUGAAAAUAUGGGGGAUGAUCUGCAAAUUCGUUUAUUGAUUGAGGGACAUCCUAAGUUCCAUCAAUUUGGCUGUGUAUUUCCGGGAAAUAAGAUUCCGGAUUGGUUCAGCCAUCGUAAAGAGGUUUUAAAUACAAAUUGGUGUGAAAUAGAUAUCAAUGAACCUCUACAUUUGGAUUCGGAGCAGACAAUAUUUACUUUCUCUGCUGUUAUUGGAACAGAGGAUGUACCCAUCAUCCAUGAUAUUGGUGUGAGUCAUUUUGGAAUUGUCGUUGAAGUCAUCAAUGACAUUGGUGAACACAUCAAAGAUAUUCGUCAACAAUAUCCGGAUAUUUAUAGUUUUUUUAGCUCAGAUCAUGUAUGGUUGAAGUACCAUGUGUCAAACCAUUCUCAACUAAAGACGGAAAAUCUUCGAGUUAUAUUUACAUGCGACAGUCCAGUGUUCUUCAAAAGUUGCGGAUUCCAUCUAAAGAGGAAGCUAUAAUAGAUGAUAUUCAAAUUAUUGAAAUGCCAUGAUAAUGAUGAUGGCAACUUGGAAUCCAAUUGGUACCCACAAUAAAAGAGGCAUUCUUCUUCCUUUCAAGCUAUACCAUGUUUGUUGCAGAUCUCUUCAACUAUGAGUUCAAGUUGGUCUGUAUUAUGUUAAUUCUUCUUCUUGUUCGUGACGAAGUCCCUAGCUUGGGUUAUAAUCGUGCCAGUGUUUCUCCUAUGUAGACUCUUGUUUUGUACGUAAUUAAUGU